AUGGAUACUUCUUCAUUCAAUCAAUAUGAUAUCAUUAUGAAUCAACAGAGCAACUAUGAUGAUCCGUUGGUUCAAUACUUUCUCAAUGAGGACACUACUUCAUCAUCAUCAUCGUUGAUGAUGAACAACAGUAGCAACAGUAUCAUCAACAACAAUAACUUUGACAUUCAUGGUUGUGGCAACAUCAAUGACACUACAUCAAUGUUUGUGUUGCAACAGGAUCCAAUUGCAGUGGCAACAACUACGACACAUCACUCCUAUCCCAGUUCACCAUCUGUCGUGCCAAACUCAUCGCCAUACGAUAGCAACUCUUCGUCGCUGUCCACACCAGAGCAACAGCAACAGCAGCAAUGCUUCAUCGUAGACACCUCCUCAUUGAAUGGACAUCAACAGCAGUUGGAGCAACAGCAACAACAUAUGUUGUACAAUGACUAUUCAUCAAUGCAACCAAUCUUUGAUGGUCAACAACAACAAAUUGCCAUGGCAGAGUUCCCUGUUGUAGAGUUUGAUGCAAUGACAAACAACAAUGUUGACACUGGAAUACACAUUUCUGAGCCAACUGUUGACGCUGGUGAAUAUCAGAUGUUCUCUUCAUCGUCACCUGACCAAUUGGACACUCAAUCACCAUUGUCAUCCAAUGAAGAUUCGAUUGAGAGCGAGGAGUCAAACACCUCACCAGCCCAAUCAUCGAAUCAAUCAAACAAGCAGAAGAAGAGAGGAACAGAGACACGUGUUCAGAAUCUUGUGCAUCCAUUGACAAGAGAAGAGUUGUUAAAACUUUCUGGCAAGGAGCCAGUCAAGAUCACUGAGCAAGACUCUGCUGUGUUGGCUGACGAACGUUCGUUCAAGAAGCAGCGUCGUCUGGUCAAGAACCGUGAGAGUGCACAGUUGUCGAGAAUGAGAAAGAAGAUAUUCAUUGAGGACUUGGAGAAGAAGAUCAGUGAUCUGACCUCUGAGAACAAGUCAUUGCGAGAUGAGGUGCUCUACCUCCAGGGCAUCCUGAAGCAGGUGUCCAAGAACCACCCAGAGGUCUCGCGUCAGAUCCAGCACCACGAGUCGAUGCGCACCAAGAAUGCCAAGGCGGCCGGUGUCUGCCUGCUGAUCAUGAUCUUCUCGAUUGGCAUCUUCCUCAACCCACAACAGGCAACUCAAUCACAGCAGUUGCAACCAUUCACCAAUUCCUUGAUCAACACCAGAAGAGUUAUUUCCAACGUAGAGAACAACAACAUAGCCUUGCCAGAGAUCACAUCACCAGAGUAUAUACAGUCGUCCGAUGUCAUGGAUGGCCUGACAGCAGCAGCAGCAGCGACAGCAUCUUCCUCCUCCAUGUCCUCUUCAUCACUCAAGACACCAAAGAGAGCUUUGGAGCCUGCACCUUCGACGCCGACACAACAAGAGAAGAAGCGCAUUAGAAUCAUUCCAACGAGUGAAGAUGAUGCCAGCACUACCGACCAUUUGACUUCAGUGGGACGCAUCGAGUCACCACGUCCAACAAGAGUGAACAGAGAGGAUUCGUCCUCGCCUGCCACUCCCAACAUUGUGGGCGACGGAGAUUUCAACAUUGUUCCCUCGAGCAGAUACCAGGACGGUCCAGUGCACUCGAGCUACAUUAUCUGCAGUGACCAGCCGAGAAUGGUCUCCAACAACUUGAACCAGACCACACAGUCCCUUCUCAACUCCAACCCAGCCACGCCAUUGACCAUUGGCCUUUUGAUUCCAAGUGACACACUCGGCAUUAAUGUUACCAAUGGUAACCUGCCACAGGAGCGUGCCAUCUUGGAGAUCAGCUGCCAAGUGAACAACAUUCGCAUCUGGAAUCCACUGUCCAUUCAAGAUCAUCUUCAGAGUCCCUUGAUGACCCAGAGGUCCUACGAUUCAAAUACCGAUCUUGUCAUCCACUCACCA
This is a messenger RNA of Acytostelium subglobosum LB1, 1905 nucleotides long. RefSeq lists its product as hypothetical. Gene Ontology annotation, cellular component: nucleus. Gene Ontology annotation, molecular function: RNA polymerase II cis-regulatory region sequence-specific DNA binding; DNA-binding transcription factor activity, RNA polymerase II-specific. The annotation marks the transcript as partial. NCBI's taxonomy places the organism in Eukaryota, Evosea, Eumycetozoa, Acytosteliales, Acytosteliaceae. The transcript is spliced from 3 exons. Gene Ontology annotation, biological process: regulation of transcription by RNA polymerase II; endoplasmic reticulum unfolded protein response. The record is from RefSeq and is a predicted model, not a curated record.